UGUCCUGAUUUCCGGUGUCAACCUUGUUGGCGGACUUGGAACGAUUGCCACUUUCUGAUGUAUUUCCACCACUUGGAGUGCUGUUAGAUAUCAUAACCUUGAGUUGCUGCACUUUGGUUACUUUACCCGAUGUUUUUACUUUUCAGCUCCGGGCCACCCUUUUUGUAGCUCCUCAGCUACGUUGUUAGCUCCGUGUAGCCGCUAAUGAGAGGCUACGGCCCGGCUACGGAAUGCCUCGCAGAAAGAAAAACGGCCAGAGUCCGGCCAGAGUCCCCGGCGGACCGCCAGAGGGGGGAAGCCUCGGCCACAACACGGGUUACCGACUACCGCAGGGAUUUGACAGUGCCAUGGCGAACAACUUUCCAUCCAGCUCCGUCAAGGAGAGAAUCGUCAAAAGCAUGCAGGAGAUGUUCUCACACCUGGACCCAGAAGUUAUAUACAUCGUGCUGUCCGAGUGUGAUUUUAAAGUUGAAAAUGCAAUGGACUCCCUCUUGGAGCUGUCUGUGGCUGCUGAAGGUGCAGCCCCUUUACCUUCUCCUGUCUCUGGCUUUGAGCGCACUGCUGCAGCCCUGCUAAGCCCACAUCACUUCUCAGAAUCUAGACCAGACCCAGACUCCUCCAAACUGUCACAGCUGCCCUGCUCUCCUCCCUCCAGCAACAUCUUGACAGAGGAGCUGGACCUCCUAGUUGAUCAGGAGCUAGAAACACUAACUGCACAACAAGGCGGCAGCCAGUAUUUAUCUCUUGGCACAUCCCUUUCCUCUUUCCCUCCACCACCAUUCCAACAUCAGGUCCUCCCUGAGCUGCUUCAGUCCAGCCUCCAGCCUGGAUCUAGAGGACCCUCUGCCAAGCAGCAAGGCCUAGUGGGAAGUCUGGUGGAGCAUAUUUCUGGAGCUUCCUCUCCGCUCGACAACCUCAGCACUUGGGAAGACAAGAUCGUUGAGGAGCAGCAGUCGGUGGAUUUCACACAUCUGAUGACAGAGAUGCCUGGAGACAAGCUGAAACCUCCUUUGGACCUGGCAGCUUCUGGACGUCCCUCGGCUUUCCAGGUGUAUAAAAAGCAAGACCCAUUACACACUCUCUCAGACAAGGCCGGGCUCAUGCCCUCUAAAGCGAUAGUUGGAGGAGCAAGAUCUAAGGUGAACGUGUUGAAUCCGGAGCCGCUUGGCUACAUGCCAUCACCCUGGAACCUGCAGGCACCAGUGUUUUCUCCUCGUAUACAUGGAAAACAGGGGCCAGUGUUCCUUACCCCUGUGGCUCAAACACCUUCCAACUGGCCCAGCCAACCCAGGCAUGCCUCUCCCUGGUUGAGUCAGGGCCCCGUCAGCCAAGCACCUCUCAAACCUUCUGCUACUAUUCCAAAGUCAUGGGCCCUGUCUGCUGCUCCAGAUUCUCCUGCUCACAGCAGGCUUCGUUUGGUAGGGAAGGUCCUUGUGUUGCUACGUGGUGCUCCAGGAUCUGGCAAGUCAACCUUGGCAAGAGCCUACUUAGAGCAUAACCCAGGUGGAGUUAGACUGAGCACUGACGACUAUUUCACUCGUAAUGGAGAAUAUCAGUUUGACCCCGCUGCUCUGGGGGAGGCCCAUGAGUGGAACCAUAAACAAGCCAAAGAGGCUUUUGAAAGGGGCGCUAACCCCAUCAUCAUUGACAAUACCAACAUGCAGAGCUGGGAGAUGAGACCUUAUGUGGCUCAGGCGCUGAAACAUGGAUAUAAGGUGCUGUUCCGAGAGCCGGACACUUGGUGGAAGAACAAGCCAAGAGAACUGGAGAGGCGUACCACACACAAUGUGCCAGUGGAAAAAAUCCGACGCAUGCUUAAUGGUUAUGAGCGCUUCAUCACAGUCCAAGGCAUCAUGGGUUCACAGAUGCCUGAGAUCAAACAACGCGUCCUUCUGGAGAACAGAAGCUCACAGCCAGUGUCUUCUGAAAUUCCUUGUCCUGACCUUGUAGGGCAGCCUGAAUUGGCGGAGGGAUGUAUGAAAUCCCGCCCUCAGCUGUAUUCCUCUCUCCCUGACGUGUCAUCAAUUGGUCGUUCUAGUGAGGUGGGAAUGAUGGAAGGCAGCACCCACAAAUCUACGGAGUCCCUCAAUUUCCAUCCUACUGGAAGACUUACGGAAAACCCUGUAAUGUCUGAUGGGGAUGAUGACAUGGAUUUGGGGGAAUUAGAUUCUGAGUUGGACGCCAAGUUAGAGAUGAAUCGUCCAACAGGAGAUCAGAGAAUCCCAGACUGUAUUGUGGAAUCAGUGAUGAGUGAAGAUCAUCGUGGGGAUGAAAUGCCUGUGGCGUUCUCUGAGUCUAUUGCACAAAGAGUAAGGAGAGAGAGGCCAAGCAGGAGGUCAGGUUUUGACAGUUCGAAGCCUGCAGAUCUGGUGAAAGAUAUCAACCAAUCACACAGCGAGGCAAAGGGGAAAGAAAAGUCAAGGGAAGUGGAAGGGGUUGAGACGGAGACGUAUGGGGGAAAGAAGGGAAUGCCUAAGACAUUCGAUUUUGUGGGAGACUGGCCUUGUGAGGGGUCCCUCGAGCAGCGACCGGUGAAGCGAAGAGAAAGGCAUAAAGAGGGAAGUAGGAAGGAAGAUGGAGCUGUGUCUCAAGAAGCUAACAAAAAUAAAACAAAAGUGCAGUCGGGACCCAAUGUGACAGAGUUUCAGAAGCUUCUUGAUCUCAUUCAGACAGGAGUUGCUGACAUAGAGACAGGCUCUUCCCAUUCGUCCUCCCUUUCCCUGAGCUCUGGAGAGGAACUGGAGACAGAGGAGGCAGGUGGCAGGUUUGGGGAAUCCCAUGGCAGUAGAUCUAACAGUGAGGAGAGGGAACAAGACAUUAACAGGGUUAACAGCAGCAGAGGUGAAUUACCUGACUGUGUGUUAGACUGGAAGGCAGCUGACUCUUGUAAGGUCAGGGAAUCAAGAAUUGAUCAUUGUGAGGGACUUAAAACUGAAAAUGAAGCAAGUAGGACCACAGGAGGGAAUGAUAAUGUGUUAGAGAUUGGAGGAGAAACAGGGUCUGUGGAUUUGAAAUCGACCAAUCCAACAAAUCCUCUCUCAGCUCUUACUGCUAGUUCACUAGUUAUCUCCAAAACUGUGGAGGCAAACGAAUGCCAUGACGGAGCGGGAAGCCACAAUAUUGAAGGUGAGGUUGGUACAGAGCCUACUGCUGGUCAUACUGAUACGGAAAGGAAUGACAGACAUGUCUGCACAGACAAUGGCAGAGAGACAAGAGUUGAGGCUGAUGGAAGUCAUAUUAGUGAGAUGUGUCAGAGUCCUGUGUGUGAGGGCUCUGUGGAAGCAGAAAGCAGUUCUUUCAGUGGAGGCAGUCAGGAGCGAAAGCAGCGCCAGGGUCGUAGAUCAGGGAAACAGUGCAAACUAGCCCUCACCUUUACUCAAAACGCCCCCUUUUUUAAACAACCCUCCUCCCAAAUUAAAAAAAAAACCAACACCCCCCACAACCUUUUUCCUCCUAACCCCUCCCUUCCCCAAAAUAAAAAAUCCCCCCCCCCAACCCCAGAGGCACACCUGCAGCCUUCUUCCCCACUUCCUCUGGUAGACACAGACAGCCCCACCCAGACAGAACCUCAAGACUUUGCCCUUCUUUGGCGUCUCAAUUGUCAAGACGAUGCAGUCGUCACUGCGUGCAGCCACCAUAGUGACAUCACAGUCCUGUCCGGAGACUCUUCUCGCUUUGUGCCAGAGUUGUCCACUGCCGUCUCUGCGGCGGUUGCAGUCCACCCGUCCGGCCACAGAGUGGUGCCCUACCGCGUGGUCCAUGAGAAAGGCACACAGGUGGAAGAGAAAGAGCUCGGGGCAACUCAAAACCGGCUUGAGAGCCUGCGCAUUCUCAGCCGCCAUUUUAAACUGGUUAGUUUUGAUACGUUAGAAGAUCUGUAUGACAAAUGCUAUCAGGACUUAGAAUGGACGACCAACCUGCUGCUGGACUCUGGAGAGAGGUUCUUCAGAGAUGAUGAUGGUGAGAAAGAGGAGGAAGAGGAUGGUGCGGGGGGUGAAGAUGAGCAGAACACAUCCAGUCCGUGUGGAGCUUUAGGCAAGCCUGUAGGAACCAGGUUACGUCCUGAUGUGUUAGAUGAGCAUCACCCUGAAGAUUGGCCAAAGGGAGAGCCAAUUGGGUUUGAGGAGGUGACUCCGCAGGCAACCUUUGGGACAGUCAGAGAAUCCGAUGAGAGCUCCAAGAAUACCGAUCUGCUAAGUUUUGGAGGUGCAGCUCCUGAUACAACCUCACACUUAAAAUCCUCUCCUCAAACAGAACUUGGUCUGCCUCAUGCGGUAAAUGAAGGAGAGAGAUGGGGUGACACUGAACACAAAGUGACAUCAGAAGCUGACCUAGAAGGCGGGGCUUGGGGUGGAAGCUUAGACGAUGGCGUAAUAAUUGAAGAGUCAAGAGUUGAGAUUGAUGAGGAGAUUGCUAGCAUGGACGAGGUUCACCGGCUGCUGCAGGCUGAGCUAGAGGAGAUGGAGAGAGAUCAAAAACACGCGGAGGAGGAGAAGACUGAAAUGAGGCACAUGGAGGAGAGAAGGAGCACACACCUAGACAUUCAGAGUGUGGAGCUGAAACUACCCACUGAAUUGGCACUGCAGCUAACUGAACUGUUUGGUCCUGUUGGAGUAGACCCAGGAACAUGCUCAACUGAUGACUAUGUAGUGCAGAUGGACCUGAAACUUGCUAAACUACUCCACCAGAAGUGGAACGAAACCAUUCAGGAAAAGCAGAAACAAGCAACUCUUUCCUCUCACAUCUUUCAGGAAAGUUCAGGACCUGGAUCACGAGACUGGACACAGCCACUGAACAACCAACCAGAGGCCCAUGGUCAGAUGCCAUUCAUGGACCACUGGAAUGUGUCCCGCCUUCAUGUGUCUCUUAGAGAUAUUAUUAAAGAGCAGCAGGCUUUGCAGAAGAACGAGGAAAAGACCAGACAAAGUUGUGCAGACCUUGACCGGCGUGAUGGAGCCGCCUUGAUGAAAGAGAACCAACUGUACUCCCUCUUCCCCACCAUUGACAGGCAUUUCCUCCAGGACAUCUUCAGAGACCACAAUUACAGCCUGACCCAGACGGAGCUGUUUCUUCGCUCUCUACUGGACCAGGAACCCGUCAAGACAGUGGUCGCCCCAGAGGCUCCUCGAUCCAACCACCUCAGAGCAGCCAGCAAGGAGAGGGAGAAGAGGCAGAAGCCCCCGGAGCUAACCUAUCAGGAUACGGAAGACCCAGAGUAUGAGGACUUCAGGGCCGAGGCCAGCCAACAGAAGAGCAGACAGCUCGAGUGUUUCUCCAAAGCUGCUGAGGCCUUCAAGCAAGGACGCAAAGAUGUGGCCUCAUUUUACGCACAGCAGGGACACCUGCAUGGCCAGCGGAUGCGUGAGGCCAAUCACCGUGCAGCAGUUCAGAUUUUUAAGAGGGUCAACUCAUCGCUGCUGCCUAGCAACAUCCUGGACCUCCAUGGGCUGCAUGUAGACGAGGCCCUGGAGCAUCUGGCUGAAGUCUUGCAGGACAAAACCGCAGAUUGUGAGCAGGGUCUGUGUCGACCUCAGCUCUCUGUCAUCACAGGAAGAGGGAACCACAGCCAGGGGGGCGUGGCCCGCAUCCGCCCCGCCGUUAUAGACUACCUCAACAACAAACACUACAGGUUCACUGAGCCAAAGCCAGGUCUUGUGUUGGUCUCUUUGAAGUGAGAAGAACCUGUCUUAUUGGAUUCAAACUAAAGCAGCUAUGAAGGACAACACACACACACACACACACACACACACACACACACACACACACACACACACACACACACACACACACACACUGUCUCUCUCACUACUUAUACAAUGCCACAUUUACAAUUACUACAGUUUUCCCCACUCAUCCUGUCUCUAUCUAUCUCUCUUAAAUUAAUCAUAAUCUUAAUCUAGGUUAAAUUGAGGUUCAUUUUAAAUUCAUAAUUGUAAUUUAGAUCUUAAUAAGACUAUUUUUUCUUUUGUGAUUAUGGUAAAUAAAGUGAAACGUAAAUAAGGUAAUUUCACACAGCUGUAAAGCUAGAAUGUAUGUACAUUUUAAAUGUAAAAAUGUUUUAUAAUGUGAUUGUUUUUUGCUUUACAUUUAUCGUUAUUCCUUUUAAAGAGUGUGACAAAUCCCUGUGUUUUGAAGACGUCAUGUUGAAUAAGGCGUUAUUUAAUCAUUCUUACAUUUACUAAUCUGGACUCACGUUUGAGACGUGAGGAUUUUAUGAAUCUUUAAUUGAAUCAUGAUUGCACAUUGUCUGCUUGGAGGUUGCUCUCUAGGAAUUAAAGUACUACGACAUCCUUUUUUGAGACACAAUUUAAGCAUUUGACACCAAUUCUAGAUUUAAUACAUAGUAGUCUGAGAAUUUACCACAAAACUAAAUGCUGAGAUGGAAGAGAGUUUUUUUGUCUUGGUUGUAUAUCAAAUAUCCCAAUAUUUUUGACCAAAUACCUCGAUAUCGAUAUUGUGGCAAUAUUGUAGGGUUGACAAUUGGUGCUUUCACAAAAUAUGCACACAAUGAGAUUUUUG
Messenger RNA from Perca fluviatilis (European perch), 6519 nucleotides. RefSeq names its product NEDD4 binding protein 2 (gene n4bp2). Gene Ontology annotation, molecular function: ubiquitin binding. The record is from RefSeq and is a predicted model, not a curated record. Lineage: Eukaryota; Metazoa; Chordata; Actinopteri; Perciformes; Percidae.